UUCCAACUAAUUGUAUUGACCAUGUCGAAUAUGAAGCUAAAUUUUCUGUCCGUUUUGAUUCAAAAUAUGCCUUGGAAUGCUUUGAUUCUUUUUUGGUUGAACGUCGCAAGGAAUGUGUUGAGAGACUAAAUGAAUUGGUUUUCUUUGCCCCAACUACGAAAAGCAAUAGGAGUAUCAUACACGGCCAAUUCAAAUAUAAUUUAAAAAAAAAAGAAGUAUGGCGCUGCUCCAAGAACCCAAUUAAGAUGUAUAAAUGCAAUGCUUAUUUAAGAGAAUUUCAAAAAAAUUACAUUUUGUGUGCUGAUCACACGUGCGAUUUGAUACAACGAUUGGAACAUGUUGAUCAGGAUCCUCCACCAAAUCUUGCAAUGAAAAAUUCUGGUAAACGUGUUUUUAUGGCUUGGGCUGAUGGACCUGGAUUAACUGACGGAGUGCUUGGCCGCCCAAAUAAAUUUACUGUUAGCUAUACAAAAAAUUUGGGAGGUGGAAAAUUAACCGUAUUAAUUGAUGGACCCAAAAAGGCUGAAGUUGGAACAGUACAACAUCUAAACGAAAACAAUUAUCAAGUCGAGUUCGUUCUUUUUUCGCUUAUACUAAUAAUUAGAACAAUUUCUAAAACUUUUCAAUUCAGAUACACAGUCCAGUCACCAGGUCUUUACACGAUUAAUGUUUGUUUUAUUGAUACUCCGAUCCUCGGAUCACCUUUUAAAUUGUUUGUGAAAGCUCCUCAAAUUAAUCAAACAAUUUCUUGCAUUCCUUCCACCUCUACAGAUGAACAACAACAUUAUGAUUAUUUGCCAGUGAGUAGUAGUAAAAUUGUUUUUAUUUUUAAUACUUAAUUUCGUGGCGCGAACUUUGCGGAACAAAAGCUGCAUGAGCUUGGUCCCCUUAAGGGUUUUAUAUUUUCAUGAAUAUGGGUCUCGACAUAAUGUUGUUUCUCUGGAAAAAUUUUGUGUUAGUCGACUCAGGCCGCUUUGCUAU
Molecule: messenger RNA, 981 nt
Organism: Meloidogyne enterolobii
Lineage: Eukaryota; Metazoa; Nematoda; Chromadorea; Rhabditida; Meloidogynidae
Source: the annotation of a GenBank genome assembly